Molecule: messenger RNA, 555 nt
Organism: Scutellospora calospora
Lineage: Eukaryota; Fungi; Glomeromycota; Glomeromycetes; Diversisporales; Gigasporaceae
Source: the annotation of a GenBank genome assembly
AUGGAGAAACUUGACAAAGCAAAUUAUUUCUAUUUUAUACCACCAGAAGGCAAGAGUUCAGUAGAAUACAUAGAUAUGCCCGAACUAGAAAGCUCUCCAAUCCGAACUGAAUGGCUGGAUUCUAACAACAAAACUGAACUUCUAAAUAAAUAUUAUAAAAAUUAUGUCCAACCUUUUAAAGAAAAGAGUACGGAAAUGGAAUAUUUUAUCUCUAAUGAUCCUGUACGAAAACAAAGAAUAUUUCCAAGUGAUCAACUUAGAAAAGUUAUUGCAAAUCAACGAAUGUGGAACGUAAAAUAUCCUCGCGAAAGGUUUCCUCUCGAUAAUAACAUAUAUGAUCGAUUUUUAGAUACUUUUAGCAGAGGAUCAAUUACAGAUUUUAAUCCAGAAGAUUACGGAUUGGUACCAUCAGAUAUUAGUACAAUAAAAUCUACUAGUACAAAUGAUCAAGAAAUUCGAAUAUUACCUGAAACUACGGAUCAUCAAUCGAUAAAUGGAAGUGAAAGGUCACACGAAAAGAAAAAGGAAAAAGAUGAACAUCAAAUGAUUUUCUAG